AUGCCACGGUGCUGGUUCACACGUGGAAGUCGUAAAGACAAGAAGCCUGACGAAGAUGCCACACGAAACGAAAAGCCAGGUGCCUCGGGUAAUGGGUCUUCCGAAAGACAACAACCUGGCACAAACGACCCAUAUGACACCCUGAAGGUCGAGGAGGCGGCUCUUUUGAAGUCAUAUGUGAAGGUGAUGAUGAAGAACCUCCAGCCUGAGGGCACUGGAGCGGCGGACGGUGUCCUGGCGCAAAUGGAUGACCCAGUGAAACGACAAUUGGCGAUGCAGAAGCUGGUGAGAGAAGGCCUGCAGAAGAUUAAGACGACGUCAGAUGUCGCAAAAGGGGUCGGCGUUGUGGCCGAUGUUUUCUUAAAGGCCAAGGGCUUGAUUGACACGGCGAUCGGGAAUAUUCCACAGGCUGCUCUGCCGUGGGCUGGAGUCUGCGUUCUACUACAGGUCCUCAUAAAUCCGAUGCAAACCUCGCAGUCGAACCAAGACGGCAUGGAGUAUGUGGUAUCCAACAUGGAUUGGUAUUGCAGUUUGUCUGAACACAUUCUGAGUAAGGAAUAUAUCAAAGUUGGAGAGGAGAACUACGAAGGAGUCCGGGAUCAGUUGAAGAGCACGCUUGUCAAACUCUACAAAGCUCUGCUCUUGUAUCAAAUGAAGAGCGUCUGCUCCUACUACCGAAACCAAGUCGGAGAGUUUCUCCGUCAGAUGCUCAACUUGCAAGACUGGGAUGCAGCUUUGGAGGAUGUCAAGAAAGCCGAGACCGCGGUCGAAAAUCAUCUGAAGCAGUUUACCACACUCCAAAUGAGGGACAUGACUGGGAAAAUUGUCAAGGAUGGAGAAGAGAGGAAUGAGCUCCUAAGCGGCAUGCGGCAGGAUAUUCGGCAGCAAAAUGAUGAUCAGAAGAAGAUGCAUUUAGAUGACGAGACCGCAAAAUGCCUCCGAGACUUCGAUGCAGUCGACCCUCAGAGUGAGAUUGCUGAUAUUGAAGCGCGCAAGGACAGGCUACUAAAGGAAGCCUACGAAUGGGUGCUCCGGACCGAGCAAUACGCCACCUGGACAAAUUGGGAUGCCCAAGGUUGUCGACUGCUGUGGAUCAACGGGCCAGCUGGCACGGGAAAGACCAUGCUCUUGAUCGGCAUCAUUCGGGAGCUCGAGGAACAGCCGGGGGCCAAUCUGACAUACUUUUUCUGCCAAAGUGCCUCUCAAAACCUCAAAGACGCAACUUCCGCUCUGCGAUCCUUGAUCUGGUUACUCCUGCAGCGGCAGCCACAGCUCACCUCCCAUCUACUGGCCAAAUUCUCACCCGUCUAUUUGAUCGUCGACGCUCUGGACGAGUGUGACGUGGAGACACCAGGAAGAGAACACCUGAUCGAGCUCAUCUCAGAAUCCCUCAGCGUAACCGACAAGAUCAGGUGGCUAGUCUCCAGUCGGCCCGAUGUCCACGUCUACGAGAAGCUCAAGGAGCGGGUCACGCCAGGCACAAUCCGCGAGCUCGACGUUCGGAGCAAAGACGCUGUCAACGCAUACAUCGAUCACCAUCUGUGUAAGUUGGCUAAAAGGCCAGGCUACACACCGAAGAUUCAGGAGGAAAUCUCACGCGAGAUUCGUCAGCGCGCCAUGAACACGUUUCUAACUCCGGAUACCCCGGGAUUGUAUGCAAUGAGAAAGAUUAAGAAAUGUCCUAAUGAUCUUCUCAAACUAUACGACCAUCUCAUGAACCAAAUUGAGAGAGGCCAAGAUGAAGAUCCCAUGUAUUGCCGGAGUGUUUUGGCUGCUGUUUGCCUUGCCUACCGGCCCUUGUCUUUCGAUGAGCUGCACGUCAUCGCUGGCCUAGACUCGGAUGAUAUACCGGGGCGAAUUGUCAAAGAAUGCGGCUCGUUCCUGGCUGUUCAAGAGAAAACCGUCUCUCUUGUCCACCUGACAGCCCGUGAAUGGCUGAUGUCAAAUUUCGAAUCACGGCUCCAGCAGCGCGGACCCGCGCAAGUCCAUACGGAUAUCUGGCAACGCUCAAUCGAAGGGAUGUCUGCAGAAGGAUCGGGGUUAAAGCGCAACAUUUGCGGCAUCGAGGAAGGAACUCAAUCAGACGAUAUCGUGAUUCCUAAUCCAGAUCCACUAGCUGCCCUGCGGUACUCGUGCGAGUUUUGGAUUGAUCAUCUUCUCGAAGAUGGUCAGGUCUCGGACGAAAAUUGUCAAUUAUUUGCUGAUAGUCAGAUCUCGGACGAGAAUUGUCAAUUAUUUGCUGAUGACGGGGAGAUCUUUUCCUUUUUCAAGACUACAUUGAGCAAAGGCCCCAAGUUUGUUAGUUUCUUGAAGGACGUGGAAAAGUUUGUCCGCAGGCAUCGGACGGCCAUCGAACAGACCCCUCUACAGAUAUACGGAACUGCGCUUGCGCUGAGUCCUACCAAAAGCGAAAUAAGGAACAUGUUCUGGAAGGACAGGUUGUCGUUUAUCGAGUCUGUCCAGGGUGUCGAGGACGCUUGGGAUGCUUGCCUGCAGACCUUGGAAUCCCCGACCAUGGACUCCUCGGUCGCUUUUUCACCGGAUGGGAAGGUCCUCGUUUCGGCUACAUCUGGGCGAGUACAGCUGUGGGAUCUUCCAACUGGUGGCUGCAGGCGAGUUCUGGAGGAGGGCGGUGGGGUUUACGCAGUGGCUUUUUCGCCAGAUGGUAACACUCUCACGACCAUUGCGAGAAGUGCAGUGCGGUUCUGGGAUGUUACCACCGAGGCUUGCAAACAGACCCUUGACUUUCCAGAUGGAUACAUUUCAGCAUCGGCCUUUUCACUAGACGGUGCAUUUCUUGCUGUGGCUUCCGGUACAAGCAUUUGUCUCUGGGAUACCGCAGGCAUGGUAUGUACCAAGACUAUAGAGGAUGUCGCCAACGACUUUAUGGGAACCAUCGCUUUGUCGCCAGAUGCUAAGCUUCUUGUCGUUUGUACACACAAAGCGGUGCAGGUAUGGGAUAUUGCUGCUGGGAAACUGAAACAAGACAUCUUCGAGUCUAGGGAGGCUCUCCGGUCCGUGGCAUUCUCGCCGGAUAGCAAAACUCUUGCAUUGGGGUUGUGGAACCGAACGGCGAUGCUUUGGGAUAUCGAAAGCGCGACCUUCACAUACAAACCGGAUAAAGACGAUUUUCGCCCCCUUGAUGCCAUCACGGCAGAUGGGCGGUUCGUCGCUCUCAUGUUGUUUAAUAAAGUGCAGUUCUGGGAUGCGGCAGAUCCCAUCUACAAGCAGAUUCGUCAGGGCCGGUGGAUAGACGUUCGAUCAAUCUCCCGCUCACCAGACGCCAACUACUUCGCGUCCGUUGCACAGAACGGGACUGUAAAAGUCUGGGACGGUUCAAUUUGCGAAGCGGAGCAAACCUCGACGGGGCUUGGGGCUCCAAUCAGUUUCGUGUCCUCCUCUCCAGAAGAUACCGUCCUUCUGUGGGUUUCGACAGGUGACACCAUGCAACUCUGGACAGCUGACGGUGGCUGCACACAUACACUCACGCACCCUACCAAAAAAGUCAUGUCAGCCGCCUUUUCUCCAGACGGCAGAAUCUUCGCAUCUGGCUCGCUGGAGGACACAGUGUGCGUGUGGGAUGUUGCGACGGGCAGCCGCCUGCACACUCUCAAACAUGGCGGGAGAUGCAUAGUCAAGCUGGUGUUCUCUCCAGAUGGAACUACCCUCGCGGCCCAGGGUAUUGGCGACACCUUACAGCUUUGGGAUCCGGCCACUGGAUCCUCCAAACAUAGCUUCAAGGGCUUCUUGAUCGGCCACGUAGACUUCUCCCCCGAUGGGAAGUUCCUGGCCGCUCUCUUAUCCCCGAAGGCCCUCCUAUUGAACGUAGCCACCGGUGUUCACCAGACUCUCGACAACCCCCACCGGAAUAGAAUUACCGGAGCAGCCUUCUCGCCGGACAGCAAGACCCUUGCCUCUUCGUCCCUUGACGGCAUAUUUCUCUGGGAUACUGCUACCGGAACCUGCACCCAGAUCUCCAAGCUAGAGGGAUGGGUUACCGAGCUUUCAUUCUCCGACGACGGCAAAUUCCUGUUGACGAACCUGGGACGGUUGAGCCUCGACGAUGGCUCUGUCAGUCCGCUGCCGCCGUCAUCUGACGAAGGGCUGGCAUCUCCCUUGGUGUCAUUCGAAAGGCGGACAUUCAAAAGGCCGGCAAUUGACGGGCUGAGCUAUGACGGCGAGUGGGUGAGCCGGGAGGGGAAGAAUCUUCUCUAUAUCCCCGCGGGUAAACGACCUGCAAAUCUAGGGAGUACCUGGAGGAUGUUCAAGAAUACUCUUUUUAUUGGUGAUGCGUCUGGUCAAGUGACGUGUUAUAAGUUUUCGUUUCCGUCUUCCUGA
Messenger RNA from Aspergillus viridinutans, 4338 nucleotides. Its product is annotated as NACHT and WD40 domain protein. Lineage: Eukaryota; Fungi; Ascomycota; Eurotiomycetes; Eurotiales; Aspergillaceae. The transcript is spliced from 6 exons. The record is from RefSeq and is a predicted model, not a curated record. Gene Ontology annotation, molecular function: protein binding. Bases 1 to 4338 code for a protein of 1445 amino acids.